Molecule: messenger RNA, 1503 nt
Organism: Adineta ricciae
Lineage: Eukaryota; Metazoa; Rotifera; Eurotatoria; Adinetida; Adinetidae
Source: the annotation of a GenBank genome assembly
AUGAAUGAUGAAAUGAGUGACGAUUCUCAAGCAUCUUCAACAUCGUCGCAUGGUGUUGAUCCACAUCUCGUUCGAUAUGGAUCAAUAUUUCUUCUCAUUGUUGGCACAUUUGGAAAUGUUCUUUCGUUCAUUAUUUUCUCACAUGUACUUUAUUCUGGUCUGCUCGAUUUAUUUCUUACGAUUGAGUAUGGUGGAGCAUUUUCCUUGCGAAAUCUUCAUCCAAUCACAUGCCGUCUACACACAUUUAUCACCUACUGGUCUCAACACUGUUCAUCAUGGAUUCUCUCAUUUAUAUCCGUUGAUCGUGCUGUUGCAACUAAUUGCAUCCAGUUCGCUCGAAAGUUUUGUACACCGCGUUCAGCUGAUUAUAUCGUCACAAGUAUUUUAGUUGUGAUUGCAUUACUUAAUUGCCAUGAACUAGCUUACCUUCGUAUUCAAGACUCCGAUUCCAUUGAAUUGAGUGCAAACACCGAUGACUAUACAACACUAUCACCUGUACGCGCAAGUUUGUCGACUCCGGCGUCAUUCAUAGCAAAAGAUUUUCAACCGACGAUGAAUCGAUACAAACGUAAUCUUGAGUCAUCGGUGUUGCUGUUGACAAUCUGUGAUAAUCCUCAAUGGAAUUUUCUAUGUUCAAGAGAGAAGAGAGACGUGGAAUCACCGUCAUCAUCUUCUUCGACAUCAGUGUCCAAUCGAUUUUUCUACUCAUCGUUUGUCACAUCAAUGCCAAAUGUAACAGCAUAUAUAUCACCAUUCGAUUCUUCGACAACAACACUUGCAGUGCGUCAGUGUGCUGCGACAAAAGGAAGUCGAUAUGAAUUCUUUUGGGAUCAUGUUUGGGAAUGGGUCGAUGUGUGUCUCUAUGCUUUAAUUCCAUUUACUGUUAUGAGUAUUGGAACAUUUUUAAUCGUUUACCGCGUUUAUUACCAACAACGACGUAUAAAUCGAGUGGGUCGUACUGCCCAACAUAGUCAAGCCGGUGGUGGAACGACAAACAAAGCCAAAAGUUUAUUCUACUUGCUUUUCACUCUGAAUUUAUUGUAUUUCAUUCUCGUCAGUCCAGUUGUUUUUGUAACAACAAUUUUAUUUCGUGAUCCCAAUGAAGAAGUCGCUUAUCCACGUUUUAAAGCUAUCAUUUACUUAAUGCAAUACUGUAAUCAUUCAUUAAAUUUUAUUUUCUAUGGUAAACAACCGCUACAAUCGAAAAGCAAAUGUGUAUUUCUUGUUUUUCUUUCAGGUAUUACUUCUCCGCCAUAUCGCCGAACGUUAUGUGAAUGGUUUGAAUUACUUCUACCACAUCUGCCUCAAUGUUUCCAACGAGCAGUUCGCCGACGAUCGAAAACGAAUAGUCAACCGCGAUUGAGUCGCUAUCAAAGUAAUACACCUCAACAAAUUCGUGUCUCGCUGAAAACUGAUCAAGUCAAUAUAAGUACAACGGUCGAGGAUAUUCGUUCGACGAACAGAACUCUUCCGAAAGAAUGUGUAAAUCUGCUGUCAAAAUAA